Molecule: messenger RNA, 441 nt
Organism: Alternaria burnsii
Lineage: Eukaryota; Fungi; Ascomycota; Dothideomycetes; Pleosporales; Pleosporaceae
Exons: 2
Coding region: 1-441 (146 amino acids)
Source: RefSeq, a predicted model, not a curated record
AUGUCGCCUAUUCCCAUCGUCGUCUGUGGCAGAAACCCAAAUAUCGCAAAGGCCGUAAGUGAGGGCGUCAAACCAGAAUACGAUGUAAUCCACAUCAACCUCUCCGUCGAAGAAGCAACAUCUUCAAUCCCUCUAAUCAUCUCGUCCAAGACCCCACCCAAUAGCUCUUCUAAUAUCGGAUCCCAGAACUACGGCACCAGGCCUGCUGUCGUAGCCCUUGGAGGUGGUUUCAACGAUGAGAUGUUCGAGGAGAUCAAAGGUUCUUGUGGAGAUGAGAAGAUGGUAUGGGUGCGCACCGAUAUAACCAGGACCGGAGAGAUGCCAGACUUUAAUGAUCAUGAAGCGUAUGGGAAGGCGACUGGGGCGAGGUUGAAGAAGUGCCUGGAUGAGUUGCAGGUUGGGAAGGAAGGUGGCAAGACGGAGGGGACGUGGUUUUUCUAA